This is a messenger RNA of Oxyura jamaicensis (ruddy duck), 1230 nucleotides long. Its product is annotated as alpha-aspartyl dipeptidase-like. The record is from RefSeq and is a predicted model, not a curated record. Gene Ontology annotation, biological process: proteolysis. The coding region runs from base 64 to 804 and encodes 246 amino acids. Gene Ontology annotation, molecular function: serine-type peptidase activity. The transcript is spliced from 8 exons. Lineage: Eukaryota; Metazoa; Chordata; Aves; Anseriformes; Anatidae.
AAGCCCGGCCCCGACCACGGGGCAGGAAGGGGCGGGCCGGGCCAGGCCGAGGCAGGGCGAGGCAUGGGGUGCCCCCGGCGCCUGCUGCUGGUUUCCAACUCCACCCUGCACGGAGGGGGGUACCUGGGCCACUGCCAGCAGCACAUCCAGAGCUUCCUCGGGGGGAAGGUGAAGAGGGUGCUCUUCGUGCCCUACGCCCUGCACGACCGCGAUGCCUACGCCCGCACCGCUAGGGAGAAGUUUGAGAGCUUGGGUUAUGGGCUGGACAGCAUUCAUGAAUCCUGUGAUCCAGUGGAAGCUGUAAGGAAAUCUGAAGCAAUAUUUAUUGGAGGUGGCAACACAUUCCGUCUCCUGAAAGCUCUCUAUGACAACAGUCUGAUACAGGAAAUCAGGAAGAGAGUUCUUGAGGAUGGGGUUCCAUACAUGGGAUCCAGUGCAGGAACUAACGUUGCUACCGUCAGCAUCAAUACUACCAAUGACAUGCCAAUUGUUUAUCCACCUUCCCUGCAAGCCCUAGGUUUAGUUCCUUUUAACAUUAACCCUCACUACCUGGAUCCAGAUGAUAAAAGCACUCACAUGGGUGAGACAAGAGAGGAAAGAAUUCGCCAAUAUCACGAAGAACCAAAUACCCCUCCAGUUUUGGGCUUGCGGGAAGGUGCAAUGCUGCUAGUGGAAGGAGACAAAGCCACCUUACAAGGAGUAACUGGAGCACGACUAUUUUUGAGGGGUGAGAAACCAACUGAACACGAGCCUGGAACAGAUUUCAGUUUCCUCCUGAUUGACAGUAAUCUCCAGAAGUUGUAGUCUUGCAUACUCUGCAGCAGAAGUUGGCACGUGAGGAGGAAGGAAAGAUAUGCUUCUAGUCCUAGGGUGGGUGGCAAGCCUUAACUUUAUAAAUAAAGAUAAAUAUGCAUUAUUGGACUCUUCUCCUCCACCCUGUUCACUUCUCAGACAUCUUUCUUUCCCAAGAAAAAUUACAUUUUUAUUGCAAUACUUGAGUAAUAAUAGAACAAGAAUAGUCUUACUCUGAAAUGUUCUGUACCUUCAUGCAUCUCCACUUUGAUUCCUCCCCAUCAAAAGUUACCUUAACACAAUUAAGUCAAGACACUGAGUCAGCUGUUCCUGCUCCCUUGUUUUACCUGUGUAAUAAAAGAAUUGCUAAUUUAGUGUACUCCCACAGCAUUAGUUUCAUUUUUACACUAUUAAUAAAGUGAGAAGUUAUGCAUUCAA